AUGAAUAUGAUACUGUGUGGUCGUGUUGAGAAAACUUGUGCACACACUGUCGAAUCAUAUUUCGAAUACGAAGCGAGUGCCGCUUUCACGAAUGAAGUAUCCGUGCUUGUCAAGACCAACAACAAAGAAAAAGACGUACGACAAAAUAUGGUCGUGACACAGAGACAGGGUUCAGUGCCUUUCCUAGCACCCUGCGCUUUUUUUUUUGGAUACUUUGCAGUUCUUCGUCUUCUCGUCUCUUCGAAUUAUUCAUCGAUCAUGAUGUAAAUGUAAAUGCCUUCGAUUAUUCUUCGUCUAUCGGUGACAUCAUGAUGUAAAUGUAAAUGCCAAACUAGCUGUUAUCCGUGUGACCGCAGUAUUUGUACUUGAGCGCAGCCGUG
Messenger RNA from Amoebophrya sp. A120, 380 nucleotides. Lineage: Eukaryota; Dinophyceae; Syndiniales; Amoebophryaceae. The record is from the annotation of a GenBank genome assembly.